Molecule: messenger RNA, 1962 nt
Organism: Neopsephotus bourkii (Bourke's parrot)
Lineage: Eukaryota; Metazoa; Chordata; Aves; Psittaciformes; Psittacidae
Gene: IRAK4
Product: interleukin 1 receptor associated kinase 4
Exons: 10
Coding region: 6-1478 (490 amino acids)
Biological process (GO): protein phosphorylation; signal transduction
Molecular function (GO): protein serine/threonine kinase activity; ATP binding; magnesium ion binding
Source: RefSeq, a predicted model, not a curated record
UGAAGAUGAGCACGCCGGUGACGAUGUCAACUUACGUCCGGUGCCUCAGCUACGGGCUCCUGAGGCAGCUGGCAGACUUCAUCGACCCGCAGGAAGGGUGGAAGAAGUUAGCAGUAGAUAUAACCAACCCGACUGGUGAAAGCAGAUACAACCAAAUGCACAUAAGGAGAUUUGAGGCAUUUGUCCAAAUGGGAAAGAGCCCCACGUGUGAAUUGCUUUAUGACUGGGGAACCACAAACUGUACAGUUGGUGAUCUUGUGGACCUGCUGAUUAGGAAUCAGUUCCUAGCACCAGCAAGCCUUUUGCUUCCAGGUAACUCUGUAAGGAUGGCACAAGAAGUUACAAUACCUCUUUCUUCACAGGAAACAUUGCCUAUACAUGAGAAACAACUGCCUGUACAGGAAAAAGAAGUGGCUUCUAUACAGCCUGUUUUAGGUCAGAGUACUGAGAAGCAACAUUCAGCUCCUUUUUUCAGUCAAGAAAACAGCAGCCCACAAUCCAGUAACACAGGCUUCCAUAAUUUUUCAUUUCAUGAUUUGGAAAGCAUUACAAAUAAUUUUGAUGCACGACCAGAAUCAGCUGGAGGCAAUAAACUGGGAGAAGGUGGCUUUGGCGUUGUGUUCAAAGGCUACAUCAACGGCAGAAAUGUGGCUGUCAAGAAGCUCGUUGCUAUGGUUGAUGUUAGUGCUGAGGACUUGAAACAGCAAUUUGAUCAAGAAAUAAAACUGAUGGCAAAGUGUCAGCAUGAAAAUCUGGUAGAAUUACUUGGUUUCUCAAGCGAUGGUGCUCAGCCAUGUCUGGUGUACGAGUACAUGCCCAACGGUUCCCUGCUUGACCGACUUGCUUGUCUGGAUGACACUCCACCAAUUUCUUGGAAUACAAGAUGUAAAAUUGUUCAAGGUACAGCAAAUGGCAUCAACUUUUUGCAUGAAAAUAAUCAUAUUCACAGAGAUAUUAAAAGUGCAAAUAUCUUAUUAACUGAUGCUUAUAUGCCCAAAAUCUCUGACUUUGGACUUGCAAGAGCAUCUGUAACAUUCACACGAACAAUCAUGACUGAAAGAAUUGUUGGAACAGCAGCCUAUAUGGCCCCUGAAGCUCUGCGAGGAGAGAUAACACCUAAAUCGGAUAUCUUCAGUUUUGGAGUAGUCUUACUAGAAAUAAUAACGGGUCUUCCUCCAGUACAUGAGAAACGGGAGCCACAGUUACUGUUAGGUAUCAAAGACGAAAUUGAGGAUGAGGAAGCAACUAUUGAAGAUUAUGUUGAUGAAAAGAUGAGUGACUGGGAUGCACCCUCAGUUCAUAAAAUGUAUUCAAUUGCUGAUCGGUGCCUGAACGAGAAAAAAAACAGAAGGCCAGACAUGAAGAUGGUAUGUAGUCUCACAGAGCAAUGGCUUCUUUUGAGUGUGUGUGUUUACAGUAUCAGUUACUUGUAUUUCUCUAUGUUCUCUUGCAGGUUCAACAGCAGCUACAAGAGAUAAACAUUUGAUAAAUGUUUCUUGUGAUACACACAAAAAAAUUUGUCAUGGAGUAGACACCAGUAGAAAAUACUUUAUUAGUAUUUAGUGGGACACUGUCAGCUUUUCUGCUAUCCAGAGCUUCCUGGUGUGCGUUUAAGGUGGGCUGUUGGCCUGUCACCACGUUUUUGCUAACUGAGCAGCCUUUCACGUAUCCUUAGCCAUUGGGCCCUUUUCUGUAUUUACAAAUUGCAGUGCUGGUAUAUCUUCUCCACAGCUUUUUAAAUGUGUUUCUGUAUUAGAAUCUAUUUGAUUGUUUUGAUUUACAAGUAUCAGGUAUGGCUUCUGCAAAGGCAUAUGACAGUAAUAGGUAAAUAUUUUUUCUACAAACUGCUUCCUUGAUGAGGUGUACUAUACCUCUUUCUAUUGAAGACAAAACCAUUUAAUAGAUAUGAAUGGUACUUACACUGUCUGGGAGAAAAAGGAAUAGUAGCACCCACUUAAAACA